Molecule: messenger RNA, 541 nt
Organism: Gilbertella persicaria
Lineage: Eukaryota; Fungi; Mucoromycota; Mucoromycetes; Mucorales; Choanephoraceae
Exons: 5
Coding region: 4-300 (98 amino acids)
Biological process (GO): regulation of transcription by RNA polymerase II
Cellular component (GO): core mediator complex; mediator complex
Molecular function (GO): transcription coregulator activity
Source: RefSeq, a predicted model, not a curated record
UUCAUGACUCAUUUAACAGGAAGUCAAGACUUACUUUCUUAUUUUAACCUGAUACCCAUCUACAAUAAAGUAGUCAAAGCCAAUCAAGGCAUCGAACUGGAUCCUUCACUUGCUAAAUACAUUUCAGAUCUACCUGGUCGAUUGGAUAUUGAUUAUGAUGGUUAUCUGUUCAACUUAUUACGUGAUCCUCAAGCAGUCGAAUCAGGUCCUUCCAUCAAGACAUUAGAUGCAGAAACACUCAGAGACGCGUUUUCAUUAAAAGAAGGACCUAUUCCAGGUGUAAUGUCGUGUUGCGAAUAACAUCAUGGACUUAUCGUAUUUUGUUUAGUUUGAUGCUUCUGUAUUAGGCACAGAUGAUAAUUCAGUAGGCACUCAUACCAUGGAUCCUACUAUCACAGAUAUCGAUUAUAAUGGAGAAAGAAAACACAAGAAAAAGAAAAAGAAGAGAAAGCAUGACCAUGACCAUGAUGAAGACCGUCAUGGGGAUCAUAAAAAGAAAAAGAAAAAGAAGAGGGACAAGGAAAAAAGAGAAGAGAAUGAG